AUGUCUUCCUCCGGAAGCGGCGGCGGCAAGCAGGAGAAGGAGGAGUACCGUUCCGGUGGCUACACCAAGAACGACAGCUUCGCCUGGGGAUCCAAAGGUAAGGGCCCGACCUACAUCGAUAAAGACGGGUGGAAGAGGAACACGUGCGACGGAAAUCGCACCUACGAGAACCCGCCGCGCAAGUACAAUCCUGACGCGCGUUUCGCUGAACGCGUUCUUGGGACGCUGCGUCUGCCACUAAAGGUAACCGAAACCAUCGCCGCCGAAUUGGUGCGGCAGGCCUCCACCGGACAGUGGAUCUUCAACCUCGCGACCAACGUCGCGGGUACCAUCGCCCUCUCCAUCAAGGACCACGGCGCCCAGACCAGCGAGCGCAUCACCUUCUAG
Messenger RNA from Colletotrichum karsti, 387 nucleotides. RefSeq lists its product as uncharacterized. NCBI's taxonomy places the organism in Eukaryota, Fungi, Ascomycota, Sordariomycetes, Glomerellales, Glomerellaceae. The transcript has 2 exons. The record is from RefSeq and is a predicted model, not a curated record. The coding region runs from base 1 to 387 and encodes 128 amino acids.